Messenger RNA from Cryptomeria japonica (Japanese cedar), 1233 nucleotides. RefSeq lists its product as uncharacterized. The transcript has 4 exons. The record is from RefSeq and is a predicted model, not a curated record. Bases 1 to 1233 code for a protein of 410 amino acids. NCBI's taxonomy places the organism in Eukaryota, Viridiplantae, Streptophyta, Pinopsida, Cupressales, Cupressaceae.
AUGAGAGAGCCCAACAUUCAAAGAAAGAAACUUACACCAAAGAAACCGACACCUAAGGUAUCAGAUAUUCUAUCCCCAGAAGAACUUAUAAAUGAAAUUACCCAAGAUGGAAACCUUAGCAAUAUCAACAAAUGUUAUCACACUUUCAAGGAUUAUGAUAAGGGAACAAUUGAGGAAAGUAUCAUUCUACAUCUUGAUAUUUACAAGAGAGUUUUAUUUGAGGUCAUUGAUGAUUUGCCUAAUGAUCUUUAUCUGAGACUUGAGGCAAAAAGAAUGUCUAUAAUGGAGCUUGAGAAUAAAUUAAAAGUUGAAGCAUUGUUGGUGGUUCACCCUGUCAAUUCCCUGCAAGAGAUUGAUGAAUUGAAUGCAGAAGCCAACCGGUCAGUUUUUGCUAGUAGUCACUGGCAGAAAAGUGAUAAGGGUAAGAACAAAGUUGGUGGUAUUCCUGACUUGACUAUCAAGAAUAGCCUACCCCCACCGGCUGAAGACACACCACCAGUAGUGGAAGAGAAACAAGUUGAGGAGCAAGAAAAGGAACAGAAAAUUGAACCUAUACAUUUUGACACUCAGCAGAAGGUAGAGAAACUGACAGAGAAAGAACCUGAACAUAGUAUAGCUGAACUAACAGUCAGUAAGGCAAAAAGUAAGGAUGACAGUAAGGUUGAAAAAAAAGUUGAAACACAUAGUAAGCAAAAGGAAGAAACAUUGGAUAAAGAAAAGGUCAAUUAUGGAAGUAAGAUAGCUCAAGUGUCGAUUGAUAAGAUUAAGGAGGAGACAAUUAGAGAAAGGGUAAAUAAGGAGAAGACAAAUUUAUUUAAUAAAUUUAUUAAGGACUAUACAGGAAAGUUAGAUUCCUUAAUACCUGAACUAAAUUCAACAAUUUUGGAGUUUAAGGAACUGUAUAGAGAUGUUUGCAAGCCACACCAUUUGACUGUUGAGAUUGAUGAUCAUAUUAAACAAAUGCAAAAGGAAAUUGAUGAUAUAGCAAACAACGUGAUUGGUUCUUCUGAACUCACUUCAGUUUUAGAUCAAGAAAUGGCAGUAUAUGAGGAGAAAAUAGAAAAUCUUGAAAAGGAGAAAGCUCGAUUAAGGUUAAAAUCCUGGGAGUUAAAGAACAAACUUGGUCCUAGAUUGGACAAUCUGUUGACACACCAGAAUGGACUAUCUAAGGCUACUAUUCCAAGAGGAAGAUCACCGGAGGAACAAAUGCAUCAUCUAACCAGCACGAUUUGA